AUGGCUUCCGCAAAGGCAGCCUUGAAAGCCAUCAAGGCUUCGCUUGAUGCUGGUCAAUUUGCUAAGGCCGCAGAACAGGCUGAAGAAUUGAUCAAAGGGGACAACAAGAAUCACACUGCCUUUUUAUUUUUAGGGUUUGCAAGAGAAAAGCUAGGUGAUCUGGAUUCUGCAGAGAAGGCAAUUGAGAAGGCUUCCCAUCUCAAGCCACAUGAUCCCCAGGCUUACAAAGGUCUGAUCACACUUUACGAAAAGCAAACCAGCCUGAAGUUGGACCAAUAUCAUGAUGCCGCUUUCAACCUGGCACAACUGUAUGCCCAAGCUGAAGAUAGAGUCCAAUGUCAGUCGGUGAUCGACAAGUACGAGCUCUUCGCGAAGAAGCAUGGAAGCCAGCGACAAUAUCGAAGAGCCCUCGAACUUAUUCUGCCAACAUCAAGCCUCUACCCUGUCCUCGAAGGUCGAGUCCUUCAACCUAGCCUCGCGUAUCAGCGAAUUCUCGAAUCUGCACAGGCCGAGGAGAAGGAAUGGGUCAAUUCGCAGAUUGGAGAGAGACGAACACGAAUUGGUUCAAAGAUUGAUCAAGUGACUCGACAGGUCAAGUUCGAGGCCAUUGGCAAGUUUCAAGUGGAGGAGAAGUACGCUGCACUCAUUGAUUGGACCAGAGAUGACGACGCCCGCCACGAUCUCGAACAAAAGCUUUUCCAGCGUAUGUACGACAACCUCCUCGUGCUUCCAAAAGAAGCAAAGGAGGAGCAUCGCGAUAAGAUCAUCAACAUGGCAAACGGCAUGGUCAUCAUCAAACAACCAUACCCGCUCGCCUGGAAGAUUGCUCUCGAAUGGGUGGACGCCGAAGAAAUUAACGAAUGGGAUGUCAACGUGCUCCGCGAAUACAUUGAGUAUUUUCCUGACGAAGGCUUAAGUAAAAUUCUCAAGGGUUUCCUUGACAGCGAUUCUUCACCCUUCCCCCAUUUGCCCGUGGAAGAGAAAGAAGCAGAAAAUGCCGCAGAAACACACGCGCGUUUGACCGAAGCGGCGCAGCUGAUCCUCAUGAAUGAAGGGCUAGAAGAAGCCACGGAUUCUCUUCUCGGUCACCGCGUCCUGGCAUACACAUAUGGGCAGCUUGAGGAAUGGCAGAGCGCAGUUGACACGGCUCGCAAGGCUCAGACUCUCCAUGCCAAUGCACAGGCGCAACUCUGUCUCGAUCUGCACAACAGCCUCGAUGGAGUCAAUCUCAUCCUUGCCAACGCGUUGAUUACCUUCCAAUCACCGCGGCAUCACCCCGAGGCCAAGGAACUAUUCCAAGAUAUUCUUCAACGCAAGCCACUGCUUACCCCAGCACUGCUGGGCAUUGGGCUCAUCUACGAAGACGAUGAACACUGGGCGGAGGCGGUCAAGUUCCUCGGCCAGGCUGCACAGCGUGACCCUGAUAAUGCCAGGAUCAAGCUGGAGCUGGCGUGGUGUUGGACACAGAACGGAGAGCUGCAAGCCGGCCUGGACGAAUUGCAAAGUGUCUUGUCCUCGAUUGAAGCAGAGAAAGUCAAGAAUCUAACCAUGAAAUCCGUCACUCUGUACCGGAUCGCGUACUGCUUGUGGCACAUGAAUCCUUCGCCAGCUGCUCGGAAGGACAAGGCCGGUCCCUACCGUUAUCUCAUCGACGCCAUCAAAGCCAACCCCAGCAACGCUCCGGCAUACACCUUGCUCGGCGUCUAUUUCCAGGACUAUGGCAAGAGCAAGCAGCGUGCACGAGUGGCAUUACAAAAAGCAUUCGAGCUAUCCACAUCGGAGCUAGAAGCCGCCCACCGACUAGCCAGAGCAUUCUCUGACACGGUGGAAUGGGACCUGGUCGAGCUCGUGGCACAGCGUGUGGUGACCUCAGGGAAAGCCCGACCUGCACCAGGAUCGAAGAAGAAAGCCUACAGUUGGCCCUACGCAGCUCUUGGCGUCGUGCAGAUGAACAAGCAACAGUACUCCCAAAGCAUCGUUUCCUUCCAAUCGGCCUUGAGAAUUGCCCCGAACGACUACUACUCCUGGGUCGGCCUGGGCGAAAGCUACCACAACGCGGGCCGCCAUAUCGCCGCCACGAGGGCGUUCGCGAAGGCAGAGAGUAUCGACCACGGCCUACCUGCCGACGAGACCUGGUUCGCGAAGUACAUGCUGGCCAACGUGCAGCGGGAAAUGGGUUCCUUCAACGAAGCGAUCGCCGCGUAUGAAGACGUACUCGCGCUGAAGCCAAGAGAGUUCGGCGUGCUGAUCGCCCUCCUUCAGACGAUUUCAGAAAGCGCCUGGGCAAAAGUUGCGCUGGGCAUGUUCGGCGAAGCAUCGAAACUUGCUGCUCAAGCUCUCAAGGUCGCCGCGGAUAUCGCACAGCAAAACACUGUUGUUUUUAAUCUAUGGAAGUCAGUCGGCGAUGCUUGUGCAGUACUGGGGCACCUGAAGUCAUUUGCCGGUGAUGCCGCAGAUCUCGAAACAAUCUACUCUCUGCUGCUUCAAGCCGCGGACGGAUCCAGCUUCGAAACUCUCAGCGAAGUGGAUAAAGUCGGCAUCCACCUGUUGAAGAAAGGCGACCAUGCGCCCGACUCUGAAGAAACGACACUAUAUUCCACCAAACUCAGCAGUAGCAGCAUAGCAGACCAAUGGCUCAUCGGCUCUAUCCUUGCGCACAAGCGCGCAAUCUCCGCAUCCACCAACGACACACACGCUCGUGCCGUUAGCUGGUACAACCUAGGCUGGGCCGAACACCAAGCCCACACAUCCCUAUCCGAAUCUGGCUCUCCUUACGGCAGAGGUAAGAAACCACAACGUUUCCUGCGCGCGGCGAUGAAAUGCUUCAAACGCGCGAUCGAGCUGGAGGCUGGGAACUCGGAGUUCUGGAAUGCAUUGGGAGUCGUGACUAUGACACUCAGCCCGAAAAUCUCGCAGCACGCGUUCGUGCGGAGCCUGCACUUGAACGACCACAGCGCGAGGACAUGGACGGAUCUUGGGGUGCUCUACUUGAUCAACAACGACCAUCAGCUCGCGAACGACGCGUUCACACGAGCGCAAUCCGAAGAUCCAGAGUAUGCAAAUGCGUGGAUCGGGCAGGGCAUUCUCGCAACACUAUUUGGGAACGUGAAGGAGGCAAGAGGGCUGUUCAUGCAUGCGUUCGAAAUCGCAGACUCGUCUCUCCUCCCGGCAAAACGCCACUUCCCGCUGUCUGUUUUCGACCACCUGCUUAAAGAACAAGCGUCGCCGAGGUCAUCGUCCCAAGAGGUUAGCGCAGCACUUCUCCAACCUUUAUUUGCGCUGCGUCAACUGCACACCCAAACACCACAUGACACGGUCGCAACGCAACUCCUCGCGCUUUUCGCCGAGCGAGUAGGCGACUUCAGCACCAGUGCAGAAGCGCUAGAAGAAGUGUGCGGCGCUGCGGAACUUGCAUACGAGAAAUCCGAAUCCAACGAGUUUCUGGUGCGAUUCGCGCAGGCCAAAGCAGAUCUGGCUCGCGCUCUGUUAGGAAAAUGUGAGUUCGAAGACGCAAUCUCCAACGCUGAAACAGCUCUCGACCUCUCCGACGACCCAGACGAAUUCGGGCCAGCGUACAGCGAAGCCCGGCGUAAAUGGAGACUGUCUGCUCAUAUCACAUGUGGGCUUGCACACAGCCACCUGAAACAAAUCGAGCCCUCGAUCAAGAUGUUCCAAGCGGCGCUCGAAGCAUCAGGCAACGAGCCUGAUGUGGUGUGCAUGCUGGCACAAGUACUCUGGGCGAAAGGGGGCGAGGCGGAGAAGGAGGCAGCGCGAUCGCAGCUUUUCGGUGUGAUUGAAAUUCACCCGGGUCACGUGCAAGCCGUGGCUCUGUUGGCGGUCACGGGGCUGCUGGAUGCGGACGAAGAUGUAUUGGAUGCGGUGGAGGAGAGCUUGAAGGCCUUGAGGCAGAGCGAUAAGGUCGGUGUGCUCGAUCAGAUCCAGGUUACGAAGUUCCUGGCUAGGAUCGUUGUCUGCAAGAAUCAGCAACAAAAGGCUUCUGAAAUGCGCCGAAUGGCCGUGGUUACAGACGCUCUCUAUGGCAUCAUGCUCGCCCCAGGUCAACCGCAAGGCUGGCUGGAGCUGUCCCAAGCCACUGCUGUGGGAAAUGACGGCUCAGACUUCUCGUACGCUGCGGAGAUGGCAGUUCUUAAUGGGAACAAAAUGAUACCACCAGGCGGCAAUCUCGCGGCAGAUGACCUGGCCAGAGCCUAUGAAGAAACAGGCCGUGUCGAGGAUUUGCUGAAGGCGAAGAUGUUGGCACCAUGGAGUGUGGAAGUGGCAGUCGAAGCUUGA
This is a messenger RNA of Exophiala aquamarina CBS 119918, 4293 nucleotides long. RefSeq lists its product as uncharacterized. Bases 1 to 4293 code for a protein of 1430 amino acids. Gene Ontology annotation, molecular function: protein binding. NCBI's taxonomy places the organism in Eukaryota, Fungi, Ascomycota, Eurotiomycetes, Chaetothyriales, Herpotrichiellaceae. The transcript has a single exon. The record is from RefSeq and is a predicted model, not a curated record. Gene Ontology annotation, cellular component: Ski complex.